Messenger RNA from Porites lobata, 7346 nucleotides. NCBI's taxonomy places the organism in Eukaryota, Metazoa, Cnidaria, Anthozoa, Scleractinia, Poritidae. The record is from the annotation of a GenBank genome assembly.
AUGGCGUCAAGUGCAGUAUUUGGCAAAUGUGUUCCGGGGUCGCUGGAAACGAGAAUACCUUCCUUCGUUGCAGGAGCGCCAGAAAUGGUUUCGACCGAGAAGAAACUUCACUGUUGGAGACACGGUUAUCGCUGAUUAAUCGACGGCCAGGAACGUGUGGCGGAUUGGUCGAAUCACAGAAGUGUUCUCAGAUAGAGAUGGUUUCGUGCGGCGCGUAAGAGUCAAAACCGAGACCACUACUUUGGAGCGACCCAUUACGAAGUUAUGUUUGCCGGAAUCAAUUGAACAUUGAAAGCGUCUUGUUUUCUCGAAUUUGUUCAAGAGACUUUGGGUGACUUUCACUGAGCUUACGUGAUGUUCUAUCAAGUUUGAACAAUGACGCCUGUUGAGGCACUUAGGCCUUCGUGACACUGUUUUUCGCUUAUGGAGUUUGGCGUUAAAGAAGAUUAUUGUUUUCCGUGGUUAAUCUUUAUGUUAGUUCCUGGCACCUUUUGUUUUUUUUUUUUUUUUUCGAUAAUAUUAGGUAAAUACAACCGAUUUGUAUUCAGGGGCCGGAAUGUAGGCGCCAGGAAUUUUUCCGUUACCUUUAUAGUAUUUUUAUGUUCGCCGCGUUUUUAGUUAUUUUCGUGUUCGCGCCUUUAGUGCUGUUUUUUGGUUCAUUAGUUUUUCAUUGUCCGCGUAGCUUUGUCCUUCGUGUUAGGGUUUUCUGCAUAUCGUAUAUUUAGGUUUUAUUGUAAUUUUCGCGUCAGUUCUUCGUUAGUUGCGCUUGGUCCAGUUUACAGUUUAAUGUAUGGGUCUUAGCUUGUCCUAGUAUUUCGUCCUUAUCUCGCUAUCAUCUUCUUUAUCUCUAUACUUCACAUCGCUUCGGUUCGCUUGUUUUCCUUCACCGGUUGUGAAGGUCCUGAAAUAAAGUUUGUGUGUUGAAAACUAUAGCGCGUAAAGGCUGCGACUGCACUGAUCGCGGAUGACAAUCAUAAGGCCGGAUAUCGGUCUUUUGACAGCUAAAUGUAUUGAUUUAUCUUUAUAAGUCUCCAUUAAGUGAUUUAAUAGACAAGGAAAAAGGCUACCAAAAUGUAGAAAAUAGUUCCGAUAACGAGAGUAAUAAUGAGGAGAGUUCAUCGGAUAUUGAAAAUCAGGAGGAGGAGGAGGAGGAGGAAAUGGCUUCUGAGAAUGGCGUGGAAGCUGAAGGCACCCAAGAGAGCGACAACGACACUGAAAACGACAGUCAGGAAACAGAAAGCAGUAGCCCUGAAACGUCCACCGCCUUUCACUCUAAACGUCCCGUUGAACAUUGUGAGAACUCUAUUGUGUACUGGACAUUGAUCAUGAAUUGACCUAAAUGCUUUUGGCACGAUUACUACAAGAUUUGUCCUAUAUGCGAUCACCAGAUUCCCGAGGGGAGAAAUUAUAUAAAAGAGGGCUUUCGUUGGUGUCACGAUUGUGGAGCAGUUACAGACAAAAUCGCGAAGACGUUGGAAACCAAUUUCGAUUCCUAUUCCCCUUCUAAAGACGAGAACGAAGAAGAGGAUUAGUUAAUUUCCGUCCUUACAAAUCCCUGUGUAUUUGACUCUUUUAGUCAUUGUUUUUUGAUAAAGUUUUUAAAACGGUAUCUCUCUUGUGGUUUUAUUGCUAGCAAUUGUUAGUCGCGUGUAUUAAUUGAUCCUUGUUAAGUUAUUUCAAAUUUUUUAAAUAAUAAUACGUCAAGGUGCUCCCUUGGGUCUUUCCUGUAGAGCUAAUUUGUAUUCAACUUCGCAUAAUUAACCGACUAACGGUGCGUGAAAUUACAAGACUUUAAUAGUUUUUCAUUUCCUCGAGACAGAACGGAGAAAACGUCAGACAAAAUUGAAAUAGAGAGUUUUCAGUUCUACUUUAAUUUUGUGUAUGUGUUUUGUUUAUAUAUAUCCGAGUUUUAGCGCGAAAUAAGAUAUAGGAAUCGUUGCUAGGUGAUCGCUCCUAUUUUCCUUUUAAUAGACAUUCCGUAAACCGGGCUCAAGUUACUCACCGGGAAACUCUAGGCAAGCCUAUUGUUCCUAUUGUGUUCUUCCAUAUGAAAAGAAACGACUAUCCACUUCAUUGUAUAUAGAGGAAGGCACUAAAUUAGCCAAAACUUUAGAAUGCAGGAAAUCCAAAUUAGUAUGCGGGAAGACACUUAUUAGUAUGCAGAAAGGCACUAAAUUAGUAUGAAGGAAAUCCAAAUUAGUAUGCGGGAAAUCCAAAAUGAGGUUAAGUUUGUUGAAGCAUCACUACUAAUAUCGUUUGGAAAUGUCUGCAUGAUACAGAAUGGCUUUACUUUUUUUCGAUAGUAAUUCACGUUUGAGGCUCAAACUAUCAACUGCAUGCAGUACUCUGAACCGGUUGUAAUAGGCCACUUCCGAGUUCCAAAAACCCUCACUUUCAAAAUGAGGCCAAGUGCACAACCUUUCUUGUGAAAAUGACUUUUAUUUGCACGAGAAUGAAAAAUCAUUUCCAUAUCAAAGGCUGAACACUUAACCUCGUUUGGAUACAGGGGCAACUCGGAAAUGGCCUAUUCCAUAAUCAAACUCGGUCGCAAUCACGCAAUGAAAUAAAUACACACACAGAACACUUAGUUCAGAAACACAAUGAUUUGCUUUCAUUCAAAAGAAGCUAUUUGGUCCUUAAGGAAGAAAAAAAGAAAACAAGGUAACAAGAAAGAAAAGCUAACAGAAUACUUACACUUGACUUUGAAAAUAGCUAGAAGGUCGUAUUACAACAUUGGUCUCAGAAACUUUGUAUAAACAAAAUCACUGCCGAAACCACAAAGCGGCUCUAAAUGAAAAACCCACCGAGUCUCCGCAAUGACGCAAUGAUUCUUCAUUCGCAGUUCAAUUUAGCAUUUCAGUUUCGAAGACGAGGGCAAAUUUGCUGUCUACGAUAUAGAUUAUCGAAAUGUUUGAACUCCACGCAAGCAUACAGGGAUGUGAUCCGCUAAAUAUCAAGCGAUAAUCCCCCUAAAAUUUCUCGUGAUUAUGCAUUAUUAUGCGAAUGUUUAGACAAUCAACCAAUCAAAAUCACUACCCGGUUUUCGGGUAGUGAUGGCGUCACUGGACGGCAUUAACGGCCGGUCGAUUCAGACGUUGCUGAGAGGAGAAAACGACUCGAAUCAAUCGGAUGAAAUUCAGGCUACCUUUACCGACUGCUUCAACUGUUAACACGCUGAACGCAGUCCGUAAAUUGAACAGAGAGUGUUUCUUUCUCUCUUUAAAACGUCAAGUAAACAGUAAUCCAACAACAUGCAGUUACAUACCAAAGGAUCAUUCAUGAGAAAAGGAGCUCCACUGUCAGCCACUGGCUUGAAGUGCUAACAACGGUCACUUGCCAUAAAUUUUCACCAACCGAUUACCGAUUGCCUGCGGCGUUCUGUCUUUCUAUAGACUACAUGCCUAUAUGUCUCCUCGCUUCAGCCCUUUGUAAGCAUCCAACGACCACUAGAGCCCAAGGAAUUAAUACAGACAACAACGCUCUUAAACUCGGCGUUAAGUCUCGCUUGCUUGGAGAUUAGAAAGGUAAUGAGGAGGCGAUUAAUUCUAGACGAGACAGGAUUUACUUGCUAAAGGCUUUCACUUCCUACUUUAUCGACGGUCGAGUAUUCUUCACGAUGUUUAACUUUUUAUAGCGGAGCUUUAGCGCGCACGAAGCGCGCGCUUUCGGAGCACCAUGGGUAAGAAAAUUUGGUAAACUAUCCAUCCGAGAAAAUUUGGUUGUGACGUAGCGUAUUCCCACCCGUACACACACUUCAUGUAAGCUGAUGUCAAAUGUCACAUCUUGGAGAAAUUAACACUUUGUAAGCCAUUCGUAUGAGGAUGAAUUGGCAGCUAUCAAAAUCAGACAUCCGCUGACAGUAAUCACAUGACCAUCUCGAGGGCUCAGAUGAAAGAUCAGUCGUUUUCCCUACAUAUAAGCUGAUAUAAUAUGUCACACCAACAUAAAAAUGAAAAUAAAAUGAAACUUCGCUUUCACCGGCCAGGGCUGUCAGUUUAAAGUUAUACGCACUAGCCAAAUUAAGGUCAAUUGACAGCUGUCAAAAUGGGACAUGUGAAGAUCACUAUCAGACCCCUAACAACGUAGGCUCAAAUACACGACAUUUGGCCUCAUUAAUCCUCGAUUACAACCCAGACUAACACUCGCAGUCAACAGUACGUUUAUUUGAAAAUUCGCCAUUCUAGUGAAGUUCAAUUGACAGCUGUCGAACUACAGCAUCCGCUGACCAUCAUCACCUGACCAUAUCGCGGGCUCAGGUAUCGGCCCACUUAGUUCGAGGUUUUUUGAAGUUAUCCGCUGACAAGUUACUACUUUUGAAAUGAUUUCAGACUCAAGUUCAAUUUUUUAACGCAUAGGAAAUAGGGAGUUGUGUUAAUGAUUCGUACUAUUAAACUUUUAAUUUCAAACUGACCUCGGAAACUAGAAUUCAGCCAGCUUUUACAGACCGGGAAGCUGUUUUUGACCUUUCUCACCAUGGUCACGCUUUACGUCCAAUUUUUGUGUUCUGAUUGGUCAAAAAUUGACAGGUGGGUUCGUGCGGAAAAUUUAUGCAGCAUCUUGAAACUUGUUUACUGAUAGCUGAAACUGACGGAGUUUUGCGUAUAAACGUUGUGAAACUUUUAACUGUCUUUUUCUACUGGAAGCACAAAAUGAAAUACAGAUGCUAGCAAGGUUCUUAAGUUAUUCAUGGCUGGUUUGUUUAUUGGUUAUUUUGGUUGAAAAAUGCGCCGCUUGUCAAAGUCAUCAGAAAUCCGAUUUUGAGAUGGAUCUCUUUUACUCACUUCCCCUUGCUUAAUGCGUAUUAUAAAGAAGGUUCAAAAAAAUCUCAAGCGAUUCUGAUGGCCUUCAGGAGCAUCUUGACUGGUAAGUCUGAGUUAUUAUUGUAUUUGAUGCUUUUUUUUUUUCUGGUUUCCUAAACUCGUGCGUAGUUUCUGCCCCUAGUUUAUGCACAAGACAAUGAUCUACAAUAGCAUCAGGUUUGACAUAACCUUACAGAUUUUUAAAAAGUCUUAACAUUUUCUGACCACAAAUACAAAGAAAACGUUGCGAAGAAUACAAUGUAUUUAGUUAUGCUUUUGGCUGUAAAAAGAAAUCUCUGAGCGAUAUUCUUGCCUCGCGGUUCAUCUUGAAGUAAACACCGGGACGCUGGCUAAAAUCAGCAAGGUUUUUGAAGUUUAUGAGCUUAUGCUCAUGAUAUUCAGAGACACUUACUCUCAAAACUUAUCGUCGUGAAUAAAAAUUGUUGUCUCUGUACAUGUUUCACCGAGUUAUGUUUAUUUUACUGAUUGUCAGUAGUCUCUUUGUCAAUUUAAUCGCUGCGCAGGUUGUUUUCAGUCGAACAUAUAACAAAACAUCGCACGCAGGAGUACUCAAAAAGCCGCGCGUAAAUAUCACAUAAAAAAACACAAAUAAAGGGAAAUAAAACCUAAACAUAAUAAGUUCACUAUCAUGUUGAAGCUUAACUCUAUUAAUGUUCAUUUAAACGGCUCCGACAGCUCGGACUGCAAAUUUGGUGCUUGACAAAAGUGAGAACCCGUCCGGCCAGUAUAGGUGAUUUUGGGAAUUUUUUUUUAUCGUUUUCACUAAAAACCGAUAAUUAUUACCCUACAUAUCACAGGAGCAGAUUUUUACGACUAACAGUCCCGGUAGUAUGGAAAAUUCUCUUCAUGAAAACGUUUUAUAAUGUGGUCAAUUCUAUAAUUUUUUGCUCAAAGGAAGCGCGUGCUUCGAUCGUCCUGGAUAUUGAAUAAGCGCAAUUUGUCUUGCAAGAUUAUGAAAAACUGCAGAAUUAUAGGUUUAAAUAGGCAAGGAAAAAUAACUGGAACAGGCAUAGUACUGUUUUCCUCAGAACUUAUGUAUAAAAACACUGAUAAAAGGUAUAUUUAAAAGACUGGUUUACACACCACCAGAUUUGUCGCCAAGAUUUACUUGUAAAGUAAACCUGUAGAACUCAAAUCUUUUUCGAAACACGAAAAGACCAGCCUGAUUUUUUUUUUAUUUUGGCCUUCCUUUGAGACAGAGGAAUGCAACUUGUAAAUUGGCUGCAACCGGGCCCCUGCAACCGAGGACUCUCGUGUGUUGCAUUAAAUCAUGUUUCGGGGAUAUCCAAUUGUCUCCAUAGUCUUACGAUCCCCAACGGAGUGGUUGGAGAGACUAUGAAUUAACCUUAUAAAAUAAAGGCAGUGUAGGUGGGUGACUUGGUUUAACUUCUUUUGUUUGGAAAGAAUUUGUUUUCUUGGCCUAAUCUACUGUGAUCGAAGAAGAUUGCUGUUUUUCGGUGUACAUAUAAGACUCAUUUUAACUCGAUGUAAAAUUUGUUUCACUCUUGGACUGUCAAAUUAUUCUUCUCCAAGGAAUCACUUUCCUCAAAAGUCUCACGAAUCUACCUUAAAGUUAACUGAUUAAUGUUUACUGUUUUAUUUAAAUUUUAUUAAUUUAUUAAAGUGAGCUUCGCUUUUAGCCCUGGCUAAAUCUAUAUAUUAUCGUAUUCGACGAUUUGCUUCUGAAUUGAUUUAGGGACGGACCAUGUAAUUUUUGUGGGGGUGGGAAGCGGGGGUUGGGCAAUUUCUUCUGAGUAUGAUUUUUUUUUUCAGCAUUACUAUUUGCAGCAUUUUUUUUCACCAAAAUAAGUCUCUGAAGGAAUUGUUUUUUACCAUUCAAUGUUAUUUUAUUAUACCUAGAAAAGGACCUUCAUGAAGCCUGAAAGAAGCCCAAUCCCCUCUUUAACUCGUGGAUUACGCGUAGCAUAAGGAACGAGUUAUUGUGGGCACUGCGAUAUGCAAAUGUCUCCCUCGGGUGUAGACACCUUUCGUAAUUAGUCGGAUCGCACGAAAACGUCCGAUGUCAAAACAACAAUUGUCGUGGAUUGUUCGUUCCCGUUCCGCGAUCAAGAAGUGCUGAGCGUGCAUUGUGCCCAGAGCUUUUGACGUUAUGAUUUUGUACCUUUCACCGGGCGAUAAGUUAUCUUCAUGUGGAAUUUGAUAUGUUUCAGGUUAGUACUAUGCAUGGCCACCUUUGAGACAGAAGUUUAUGAAUUUUUGAAGCUUUUUUACGCGUCUAGGCGAGCUCUCGGCUCUGUCGUGAGUCUCACAAUUCUUUAACUUUUCUCACCAUAAGACUCCGGAUCUCAUGGUUUUUAGGGAAAUAUCAUUCUGAUAAGAAAUGUUUCUUUGUUGAAUCAAAACGGAAAUGUUAACUGUUGCUCAAUCGUAAUUGAUAAUUCUCCUCAUGUGAAUGAAGAGAAUUUCAAGCCUGUACAACGCCGUCAGCACGACAGUUCGCGACGGUUUUGCGAGGAAUUUAAAAUCGCUUUGGCGGCCAUAUGUUCUUCAGUUGCGACCAAAUGA